UGUGUGUGUGUGUGUGUGUGUGUGUGUGUUCUUGCAGCUCCUUUGACCGCAAAAUUCUGUGCUUGUCUGUCUGCGCGGUUUGAUCAUCUUGAACUGCAUUCCCCUGGGCAAUCAAAAUGGCUUCGUCCGUCGAUCCUCUGGUGGUGGGUCGCGUGAUCGGCGACGUGGUCGACAUGUUCGUGCCGUGUGUGAACAUGUCCGUGAGCUACGGCUCGAAGCACGUCACCAACGGCUGCGACAUCAAGCCCUCCCUUGCGGUCAACGCCCCCAAGAUCAGCAUCUCUGGCCACCCGGACGAGCUCUACACCUUGGUGAUGGUGGAUCCUGAUGCACCGAGCCCUAGUGAGCCAAGCAUGCGAGAGUGGAUCCACUGGAUCGUGGUCGAUAUCCCUGGAGGCACAAACCCUAACCGAGGGAAAGAGAUACUACCCUAUGUAGGUCCACGCCCUCCGGUGGGGAUCCACCGCUACAUCCUGGUGCUGUUCCAGCAGAAGACUCCCAUCGGCCACAUCGACCACCCCAACUCGCGCGCCAACUUCAACACCCGCCUCUUCGCCGCGCACCUCGACCUCGGCCUCCCCGUGGCGACCGUCUACUUCAACUCCCAGAAGGAGCCCGCCAACCGCCGCCGCUGACGUCCGGGAGGAGCGCAGGGGCAGGCGAGGGAAAAAGCUAAAGGCUUGAUUAGGCGUUGAAACCUUUUAAUGUAUGCCGGGUUUGGUUGCGUAUUAUUGCUAUAUAUAUGUCUAGGCGUCCUUAUUACUAACAAGAAGUGAACGAAGAAGAGAGGGGAGAGAUUAAAUUAUGAUAUUUGAAGCGUGUAUUAAGCAGUGAAGUCUUCUUGCGCUCUAUGAAUGUAGGCAAUUGAGCAAAAAUAGAAGAAUAUA
Eucalyptus grandis is the source of this 887-nucleotide messenger RNA. RefSeq names its product protein MOTHER of FT and TFL1. NCBI's taxonomy places the organism in Eukaryota, Viridiplantae, Streptophyta, Magnoliopsida, Myrtales, Myrtaceae. The coding region runs from base 117 to 635 and encodes 172 amino acids. Gene Ontology annotation, biological process: positive regulation of seed germination; response to abscisic acid. The transcript has 4 exons. The record is from RefSeq and is a predicted model, not a curated record.